Haliotis rufescens (red abalone) is the source of this 724-nucleotide messenger RNA. RefSeq lists its product as uncharacterized. The record is from RefSeq and is a predicted model, not a curated record. Lineage: Eukaryota; Metazoa; Mollusca; Gastropoda; Lepetellida; Haliotidae. Bases 1 to 486 code for a protein of 161 amino acids. The transcript has 4 exons.
AUGGCGCUGGCCUGUGAUAAAGAGGAUGACAGCAACUGUAUUUUGGACCCAUCCAAACCUGCCACGUAUCCCGGCAACUACAUAGACUGUUCCACAGAUAUCUACAUCAUGGAAGGCGAGUCCACUUGCUGUGAAGUCAGUGGGGUGAAGGUUUGCUGCAAAAUGGAAGAGAAGUGGAGUCGUGUGCGGUAUAUCGCUAUAGGCAUCGGUUGUACAACUGUAUUCCUCGGCACGUUGCUAUUCACCGUGUUGUGGUGUAAUGUGGAGUCCGAACCGUGUGCGGAGCCUAGAUGGAUCCUCUCUCAUUCCUGCUGCUGCAACAGACAUGGCCGUCGUCCGACCCCCCGGGAUGAAAAGGACUAUGGCCAGGAAGGAGACGAUGAUAACGACGGUCAACUUGAGGGGACACAAGACCACAAGAUGUCCGAGAUGCGCGUUCCCAUCAUUCAAGUAGAUGCUACCACAGUCCUCUACGAUAAGGGUUGACUGUUCCCAGUCAGGGUGCCGUUGUAAACAACCACCUUAGCGCUACGGCGUAAGGUAGGGAGUUAAGAUCACCUUACGUCCUCUGUAUCUCCAGUGCUCGCAUUUCUGUAAACCAACACUAACCCCUGGAUCCAUUUCCGUGUUUCUCGAGAUGUCAAUUACCCGCCCUGAACUUUCAUCAGCCAAUUUGAUUAGCUGAGCUACACAGUAAAACGGACCAAUCAGAAUGCGAGUUGCA